AGGAAACCCAAAAAACCGAAUCACAAUGACAAUAUCGGAAGCUUUUAAGGAUCAGGAGAUCUUUGUCACAGGCGCCUCGGGCUUUGUGGGCAAGGCCCUGAUCGAAAAGCUAUUGCGCUCCUGUCCAAAACUGGGCCGGAUUUACGUGCUGAUGCGGCCCAAAAAGGGGCAUUCCAUUGAGGAGCGACUGCAGCUUCAGUGGGAGACGAGGCUUUACGAACGCCUGCGAAGGGAACAGCCCGAUGCCCGAUCCAAAUUGGUGCCCAUAGCCGGGGACGUGGAGCAGUUGGGCCUGGGAAUUAGUAAAGCCGAUCUUCAGCGGCUGCGUAAUGUGAACAUUGUCUAUCACUCGGCAGCCAGUGUGCGUUUCGAUGAUGCCUUGCGCACCGCCAUUCUCUUGAAUACCCGUGGCACCCACGAACUGGUCAAGUUGGCCUUGGAGUGGCGCAAACUCAAGGCCUUCGUCCAUGUGUCCACCACGUACUCGAAUCCUGGAGUUUUGGAGGUGGAGGAACGUGUCUAUCCGCCGCUGGCCGAUUGGCGUACCACCAUCAAAUUGGCGGAGACCUAUGACGAGGAGAUUCUCAAUAUCUUUAAUCUCAAAUACGGAAAUUUCCAGCCGAAUACGUACACCUUUACCAAAAGUCUGGCCGAACAGGUGGCUAAUGAUUACAGGGAUAAGCUGCCCAUCUUCAUCUUCAGGCCUUCAAUUGUGGUCUCUACGAUUGAGGAACCCAUGCCCGGCUGGGCGGACAACUUUAAUGGACCCACUGGACUUUUGGUGGCCUGCGGCGUGGGAAUUCUCCGCUCCCAAAAUUGUGAUCCCAAUAUUGUGGCUGAUUUCGUGCCCGCCGAUAUUGUGGCCCGCACUUUGAUCACUUCGGUGUACAAAUUUAUGGGUGAAAAAUCGAAAUCAAAAGCUAAGGAACUGUACGUGGUUAACUGUGCCACGGCGAAUAUUGCGCCGAUUACCAUGGGCGAGGUGAUCGAGAUUGGGAAGACGUUUAUAAGGAAGAAUCCCUUCGAGAAGACUCUUUGGCUGCCCGGCGGUGGAAUGACAACCUGUCCGGUUCUUCACUUUGUGAGGUUCUGCACCAUGCACCUUCUGAUGGCUGUCGUUGUGGACACACUGCUCCGUCUCUAUAAUGAAAAGCCCUUCCUCAUGAAGCUGCAGCGUCGGAUUUUCGCCGCCUUUAGUGCCUUGCAAGUGUUUGCCAUGACCGAGUGGCAUUUUCAGAAUGACAAUUUCCGAGCAUUGCACGAUAUAGUUCCGGCCAAUGAAGUUUCGACCUUUGGCUUCAUGCAGCACGCAAAAAUCAAUUAUACGGAGUUUUUCCAGCACGGAAUUCGGGGUGCCAAGGAGUUCCUCCUGAAGGAGAGUCCCGAGAGCAGCAGUGCCGCCCGAUUCCGCGUAAAGAUCUUCUACGUUCUCGACUUUUUGUGCCGCGGCAUCGUCUAUAGCUUUUUGCUGCGCCUGAUAUUCCGAUUUUUAGUCAGCCUGUGGUAGCGCAACAUUAAAAAUAGUUUAACACUCUGGCAUUGGUUUAAUUCUGUUUAUUUAAAGGAAUUUACUUGUUAAUUUACAAUUAAAUAUGAAUCAGAAUUUUA
Messenger RNA from Drosophila takahashii, 1608 nucleotides. Its product is annotated as putative fatty acyl-CoA reductase CG5065. Gene Ontology annotation, biological process: long-chain fatty-acyl-CoA metabolic process. Gene Ontology annotation, molecular function: alcohol-forming very long-chain fatty acyl-CoA reductase (NADP+) activity. Gene Ontology annotation, cellular component: peroxisome. NCBI's taxonomy places the organism in Eukaryota, Metazoa, Arthropoda, Insecta, Diptera, Drosophilidae. The record is from RefSeq and is a predicted model, not a curated record.